UCUACACACAUACACUAUGUUUGCAAAAAAUAAAAUCAAUAAAUAAUAAAUAUAAGCUUAAGCGUGAGCUAGGUCUUAUGGUGUUUGUAUACAAUUUGUAUAUCUUUGUAAUUUUUGUUAUAAAAAGUCAAUACCAAGACGUGGAUAUUUAAUUAAUAUUUCAAUGGAUUCCUUGGAUUAUCAAAAUCGGCUACCAAACCGUUCUUCAGAUUCUAUGAUUGGUAUUAAACAUGGCAAAGUUGCAGAAUUGGUUGACAAUAUAAGACAACAGCAAAAUGAAAUAAUAAAUAGGAAAACGGGACCAUCCAUUCCACCAAAGCCACACAAAAGACGAACUGAAAUGCCGCAAGUUCCCUCCAGCAUGCAAGUGACUUGUUCGCGCGAGCCUCUCUAUUCCCAGCCACUUAUGGGAAUGGAAAACCCCUUACUUUUUCGAAAACAUCAAUUACGUUCUACCGAAUUUAAUCGUAAUGAAAAUCCUAUAAUUAAUGCGAAGACGACAUUGGAUAACCCGGCUAUAUUGGACCAGCAGUUGGAAGCUUUAGCUUAUCACAAACUUCAAAUGGAAAGAAAAGGUCUUUUGGGAAUACCAGUUCAAUCACCAUCAAUUGUCCCAAAACUAUCACCGAAUUCAUUAAGCAAUUGCAAAGUAUAUACCAAUAUGGCUUCAGCGCCUUAUAGGGGAUCACAUUUGGAAGUUUCAGAUGCAAAUGAUUCAGUUUCAGAGUCUACAACCCAUAAGUUGCUUUCAGUGUGCACUAACAUACAAUCGGAAGAUGACAGAGAGGAUGACGUGCCGCCACCUCCAAGCCCUGUGAGUGCUGUUAGUUCUUCUUACAGCGAGCUAAGACGUGCGUCGUCUAAUGUGCUUAGCAACAAAUCUUCAAUGGAUAAUUCGUUACAAAAUAAUUUAAAUUCCAAAAGUCAACAUUUAAAAACAUACGUCAAUCAGUACCCGAUCCAACAACCAAAGGGUACCGUCAGUAAGAAUACUGUCAAGCCAAAUGCUAACACAAAACUUUAUUAUGGCUACGGUCGAGUAUCCCAGAGCACUUCCACAUAUGAUUCCAUAUAUGAACCUAUAAGCCCUCGUCCAUCUGGUGAUCAUUUUCCAAGGGAUUGUAGUAGUAAUUUAUAUGGUUCAUUCAUUAAUGAUUGCAAUUCUCCAAAUAUUUCGAGUACUUCUUAUAAUACCAGUUUGCCAACUGAAGAUUACACAAUUGGUAAUACUACGUAUCAGAAUAAAUUGAGUGGGAGCAACUUGAUUUCAGAGGAUUCAUCGAUUGCAACACCACAAGAGUUCGAAAACUAUGGUAGGUGCGUCAAAUGCAACUCCCGAGUUUUGGGCGAAAGCAGCGGCUGCACAGCAAUGGAUCAAAUCUAUCACAUUUCCUGCUUUACAUGCACCGAAUGCCAGAUCAAUUUACAAGGAAAACCAUUCUAUGCUUUGGAUGGCAAACCCUUUUGUGAAUAUGAUUAUCUCCAGACCCUUGAGAAGUGCUCCGUUUGCAUGGAGCCUAUUUUGGAAAGAAUUCUUAGAGCCACCGGGAAGCCAUAUCAUCCGCAGUGCUUCACAUGUGUUGUGUGUGGCAAGAGUUUGGAUGGUUUACUAUUUACUGUCGACGCCACGAAUCAAAACUAUUGCAUUACUGAUUUCCACAAAAAAUUUGCCCCACGCUGCUGUGUCUGCAAGCAACCAAUUAUGCCAGAGAUUGGCCAAGAGGAAACCGUUCGAGUUGUGGCUUUAGAUCGAAGUUUUCACCUCGAGUGUUACAAAUGCGAGGAUUGUGGACUUCUACUCUCAUCCGAAGCUGAAGGCCGCGGAUGUUAUCCGCUCGAUGAUCAUGUUCUCUGCAAAAGCUGCAAUGCUAAACGCGUUCAAGUUUUGACAAAACGCAUGACCUAGAAAUAUAUAUUUAAUGUAAAUUGAAUGUAUUUAUUUAAAAAUCAUAAAACCAUAUUUACUUAAAACUUUUUUUACCAGCGUAUAUCGAUGAUUUUCUGGAAAAGAAGGUGGAAGAUAACAUUCAGAUAACAUUAGAUAAUAUAUAUAAAUACAAGUAUAAACUUUUAAAUAUAAAAAAUAAAAAAUGA
Molecule: messenger RNA, 2094 nt
Organism: Drosophila kikkawai
Lineage: Eukaryota; Metazoa; Arthropoda; Insecta; Diptera; Drosophilidae
Gene: Zyx
Product: lipoma-preferred partner zyxin
Biological process (GO): cell-cell adhesion
Cellular component (GO): focal adhesion; stress fiber
Source: RefSeq, a predicted model, not a curated record